CACUAGGUUUGUCUUCUCUACUCCGUGCGUGGUCAGAAGCACUCAGAAGAAGCAAAAGCUGAAAAGCUUCAACUCUGAAAUUUAAAGACCCAUCCAAAGCAAACCACUGCCAAAUCCAAUCCUCUCUCUUUUUCUCUUGUUUUUUCCCUCACUCCUCAAAUUCCACGGGAGAAGACACAAACGCAAAACAUUCUCGGAAACCGUAACCCAUAUUCCAUUCCCGGGUAAUCGGGCUUCGGACCAUCCACCAUUUUCACAGACCGCAACAAGACAAGGCAACAACCUUCCUCGUUUUCCGCUCUUGCUGUUUUUGGAACAGCAAAUGCCUGAAUAAGAAAGGAGUGGCUUAAUAAUUUCAGACACUAGGUGGUUGUUGGAGAUGGCAGGUAACAGUAGCUCGGAGGGGUUGGGAGAUGAUUUCUUCGAACAGAUCUUAGCAGUGCCCGAAGCUCCAGUUGGAUAUGGCAGAACCGUAGCCACUGACGUUGGAAUGCUGCAAUUGGGGUCCACAACUCCAACUGCCGCUGCUCUCAGAGGUGGUGGAAUGAUGCCUCUGGGCCUGAAUUUGGAGCAAUCUGCCUUUCUAAGCCACCAUGAUUCCAGAAACCUAGUUGACGACGUUGUUAAUGUUGAUCCCACCGUUCACAAUAAUCACCACCACCAUCAUCAACACCUCACGCUCCAUAAUAACAACUCAUCACCCUCUUCUACCCCACCAAUCACCGAUCGCGAUUCGAUGCAUGUGAGAGGUUUGUUUUCAGCGUUUGGACAGUUGCAUAGUCCUACUCUUGUUCCCUCUGUCCGCCCCACGCUGUCAUCGCCUCCACCGCCGCCUCAGCCACAGCUCCACCUCCACCACCAUAACCAACAGGCGUUUCAAGGGCAGGGAGGUGGAGGUCCAGCGUCUAUGAGUGGUACCCAACAAGCACCUGGCAUUCGUCCUCGUGUGAGAGCAAGAAGAGGGCAAGCCACAGAUCCACACAGUAUCGCUGAACGGUUGCGUCGCGAAAGAAUUGCCGAAAGAAUGAAGGCAUUGCAGGAGUUAGUUCCCAGCAUCAAUAAGACGGACAGAGCGGCGAUGCUUGAUGAAAUUGUGGAUUAUGUCAAGUUUCUAAGGCUCCAGGUUAAGGUCCUGAGCAUGAGUAGACUGGGGGGAGCUGGUGCAGUUGCUCAACUUGUGGCUGAUGUUCCCCUUUCUGCAGUGGAGCAAGGGGAGGACAUAGAAGGUGGAUCCAAUGAGCAAGCCUGGGACAAGUGGUCCAAUGACGGUACAGAACAACAAGUUGCUAAACUUAUGGAAGAAGAUGUGGGUGCAGCUAUGCAAUUUCUUCAGUCCAAGGCACUUUGCAUCAUGCCCAUAUCUCUAGCCUCGGCCAUUUUUCGUAUGCCUCAAUCAGAAUCAUCAACAGUGAUCAAGCCUGAAUCAAACAGUCACUGAUAACUUUGUUUAGCCACAUUUGGUCCCAUUUCUUCCUCCUUUAUGACAAGGGUAUUAUACUUUCUUAUAUAAUUCUGUGAUUGGAUGGAGAAGGAUAUGUAGUCGAUGCAGCUGUUCACUCUUCUCAAGUUCUGUCAAAGAAGGAGUAAUUGCUUUUCCUCUUGUGUAAAACCAGAAGUGCACAGCAUGUCCUUGUCACAGUGAAGAUGAACAUUUUCAAUGGCCUUAUUGAUGUUUUUCUUCCUAAUAUCUGUGGUGGGGUUGGUGGUGGAUGACCAAAUAUUUUUAGUGGAAGCUCUUUUCUUAGUAUUUUGAAUUUUAGUGAGUGGGAAGUGGGGCCAUUUAAAAGGAAAGGAUGGGUAGGCAUGAUUUAUGUGGAGAAAACUUUAAUACAACUUGAAUUAAAAUAUGGUUAUUUACCUUGUAAA
This is a messenger RNA of Vigna umbellata (rice bean), 1866 nucleotides long. Lineage: Eukaryota; Viridiplantae; Streptophyta; Magnoliopsida; Fabales; Fabaceae. The record is from RefSeq and is a predicted model, not a curated record.